UUAUAAUUAACUAUUAAUUCAUUCUUAGUAGAUCAGUUGUAAAUUAAAAUGAAAUUAUUUCAGCAUUUAUGUCUAAUUCUGCUUGCAUUGGUGACUGGCGGUUCGUCUCAAAGAUGUAGAAAUAGUCCACGUGUCUCCAUCUGUACUGGUCCACGUAAUAUCGGUCGUAUCUGUCGUGGUUGUUUACCCAGUAACAUGUGGUAUUAUGAUGGUAGGCAAUGUCGUGAAAUGCGCUUUUUGGGUGCUGGUGGGAAUAGUAAUCGUUGGUGUACGAGGGCUAUAUGUGAGCAGAGAUGCCGUCGUUAAAUGUUCUAAAUAUGUAUUCUGAUUGAAAAUUUAUGGGAAAAUAAGGAACUACAAAAAAUUUUAAAUUUUAAUGAAACCCCACAAUUCAAGUG
Messenger RNA from Lucilia cuprina (Australian sheep blowfly), 398 nucleotides. Its product is annotated as male accessory gland serine protease inhibitor-like. The record is from RefSeq and is a predicted model, not a curated record. Lineage: Eukaryota; Metazoa; Arthropoda; Insecta; Diptera; Calliphoridae. Gene Ontology annotation, molecular function: serine-type endopeptidase inhibitor activity. The coding region runs from base 49 to 306 and encodes 85 amino acids. The transcript has 2 exons.